This is a messenger RNA of Pezoporus flaviventris, 2610 nucleotides long. RefSeq names its product septin 6 (gene SEPTIN6). Lineage: Eukaryota; Metazoa; Chordata; Aves; Psittaciformes; Psittacidae. The transcript is spliced from 10 exons. The record is from RefSeq and is a predicted model, not a curated record. Bases 141 to 1508 code for a protein of 455 amino acids. Gene Ontology annotation, biological process: cilium assembly; cytoskeleton-dependent cytokinesis. Gene Ontology annotation, molecular function: GTP binding; molecular adaptor activity; GTPase activity. Gene Ontology annotation, cellular component: septin ring; microtubule cytoskeleton; cell division site.
GGGGGGCGAGGGGCGCGCGGCUGGGCGGGGCCGGAUCGGCUUUCCUCCCCCCCCUCCCCUGCGUGGCAUCGCGGUGGGCGCGCCCGGAGCUGCCUGCCCGCCCGCUCGGCUGGGGCGGGCCCUGUGGCGGGCUCGUAGCGAUGGCGGCGGCAGAGGUGGCGCGGCAGGGUGAAGGCUGUCGUACUGUCCCGCUUUCCGGACACGUAGGAUUUGACAGUUUGCCUGACCAGCUGGUUAAUAAGUCAGUUAAUCAUGGGUUUUGUUUCAACAUCCUGUGUGUGGGGGAAACUGGCCUUGGCAAGUCCACCCUCAUGGACACACUUUUCAAUACCAAGUUUGAAGGUGACCCAGCAUCUCACUCACAGCCUGGGGUCCAGCUGAAAUCCAGUACCUACGACCUGCAGGAGAGCAAUGUCAACCUCAAACUGACUAUUGUGAGCACAGUGGGCUUUGGUGAUCAGAUCAAUAAAGAGGACAGCUAUAAGCCCAUCGUUGAAUUCAUUGAUGCUCAGUUUGAAGCCUACUUGCAAGAAGAGCUGAAGAUAAGAAGGGUCUUGCACAACUACCAUGACACCCGGAUACAUGCUUGCUUGUACUUCAUUGCUCCAACAGGCCACUCGCUGAAAUCCCUGGACUUGGUAACAAUGAAGAAGCUUGACAGCAAGGUGAACAUCAUUCCCAUCAUUGCCAAAUCUGAUGCCAUUUCCAAGAGUGAGCUGACCAAAUUUAAAAUUAAAAUCACAAGUGAACUGGUUAGUAACGGGGUUCAGAUCUACCAGUUCCCAACAGAUGAUGAGUCAGUGGCGGAGAUAAAUGGGACAAUGAAUGCCCACUUGCCAUUUGCAGUGAUCGGGAGCACGGAGGAGCUGAAAAUAGGAAACAAAAUGAUGAAAGCUCGUCAGUACCCCUGGGGCACUGUGCAAGUGGAGAAUGAAGCUCACUGUGAUUUUGUGAAGCUGCGGGAGAUGCUGAUCCGUGUAAAUAUGGAAGACCUUCGUGAACAAACCCACACACGCCACUAUGAGCUGUACCGACGAUGCAAGCUGGAAGAGAUGGGUUUUAAGGACACUGAUCCAGACAGCAAACCCUUCAGCUUACAAGAAACUUAUGAAGCCAAAAGAAACGAGUUUCUGGGAGAACUGCAGAAAAAGGAAGAGGCAAUGAGGCAAAUGUUUGUCCAGAGGGUCAAGGAAAAAGAAGCGGAGCUGAAGGAGGCUGAAAAAGAGCUGCACGAAAAGUUUGAUCGCCUGAAAAAGUUACAUCAGGAUGAAAAAAAGAAGCUAGAGGAUAAGAAAAAGUCUCUGGAUGAUGAAGUAAAUGCAUUUAAACAAAGGAAGACAGCAGCUGAAUUGCUCCAAUCUCAGGCUCAGCAGGCUGGAGGAUCUCAAACUCUUAAAAGAGAUAAGGAAAGGAAAAAAAACAAUGAGAGAUGUUGCAUGGCUUUAGCAGGAGAUCCCCAUGCCAGGGACUGGUGUGACAGUAUCCAGCCCCUCGUCAGGGUCCUGUGAUCUGUGCUGUCUGCAGUGCCCAUGCCAGGCUCCUAAUGCUCUUCAGUUGCUCAGGAGUACAGGUGAAACAGUUCUCCCAGUUCACACAGCAAUGAGCAGUUCCUUCUCACUGUGGUAUGUUUCCCAAAAUGGAGUGCUGUGCCACCUUAGCAUGUGUGCAAAGAGCAGUGCACAGAUAAAGAAGGGUUUGGUUUCUGUACCACUGCCAUAAUCCCCUCUCUGCACAUCCCUGAGGCAAAUCCAGAAUACGUUUUGCCUGCACAGCAUGGUCUUAAGUACAUGGAGAAGUGCUGUUAAUAUGAACAGUAUGGCACAUGCCCAGAAAGUUUGUCAGGGAAAAUAUCUCUUGGCCGUUAAGCCUGGAAUCAAACAAGACAGGAGAGGAAAAACCCAAUAACCAGAAUGAGAUCCUGGUUUAGUCUUUCCAGUUUUGAGCUGGAGCUGCUUCAAUGUCAACAUUCUUUUGUGAUGAGCAAUUAGUGCUGCCCUUUUCUCACUUGUCUGUUCCUUUUUCCACUGUGGAUUUUGAUUUGCUCUUUUGAAUUACCUUCAGGGGAUUUUACUAUCUUUUCAUACUGGGAGCUUGGACUGUGUAAGGAAUACACAACUUAAGUCAGUCAGGGUAAGGAAUGCAGAAAAGGGAGAUGACAUGCCCUGUAGUGUAAGCAAUCAGUCACUGCGCCCAAGUCACACUCUUGUUCCCAGAAGCAGUUCUGAUUCUGGAGUAGCUCCUUGACACCAAGCACAUUCACAUGGUACCAUCUGUGUCAGUUUAGGAUUCUGAAAAGCCAGAAAAUGCCAUGAAAGAGAUAGGUCAGUGCUUGAGUAAGGCUUGGUAUUAGGGGGCUUCUCUCUCCUCCAGGAAAAUAGCUGUCAGAAAUAGUGCUGUUCUCUGUACUCUGUAGCUUCUUCAUUUGUCCUUAAUAAUUCACUUCAGUAUUUAGAUCAUAAAUAUCUCUAACAAUCCAUAAAUUUCACAAGCUGUAGCUUAAUUUUAUCUUGUUUACUAGUAGCUGGCAGUACACUGGCCUUUUUCUUUCACAGGUGACUCUUCUAAACCCAAGCUACCCAAGCUCUAUAAUUUGCACUAAUCAUGACUUAG